GAACACUGUUCAAGAGGGAAGAAUCCGUCAGUAAAUUUGAUACGGUAUUAUUACAAACAAACACACAGACAAAGAACACUGCAGGAGGGAAGAAUAUGCCAAUUAAUUAAAUAGGGAAAACUUAUGCAACUGGAAUUAGUAUAUCAAACACAUUAAGUCCUACUAGGCUCUCACAAUUAUUUAAGGUUGUGGUAGCGCUAGAAGAUUAAGUGGACAGUAGGUGCUUCUUCCCAGUUCCCCUCGUGAGCGUCCACUAUACAUCUUAAAAAACCUCUACAUCGUUGCAGUUCUUGCUACUUAGUUUGUGAAACAUUAGAGGUCGUUUCCAACAUGUGGAUCGCCAAUACAAUUCCACCAAUCUCCUUCUCCUUCUCAUCAUCUCACAUCAAAAGUACAUUUCGUCAUGAUCGCAUUCCCUCGUUUAGGCAAUUCAUUGCGCCAACGACCGGAAUUCGAGUUUCUGAAGCAAAACAAUCACAUCUCGACCGAAUCAAAGGGAACAUUUACAAUGCCCAACGUGAAGAUUGCGGAAGGGUUGCGGAAACUCCAGUGGAUAAUGCUGCUAUAAUAGGAGAAAGAGUGAAGACAAGAAAAUUAGAUAGAAAGAGACGUUCGAUUGCACAUAUAAGAUGGAUGUUGAGCACGUUUGAGGACGGGAGAAUUACAAUCUCCCCAUACGACACUGCUUGGGUUGCUCUCAUUGAAAAUGUGGAUGGCAGUGGAUCCCCACAAUUUCCAUCAUCGAUUGAGUGGAUUGCUAAAAAUCAAAUGUUUGACGGUUCAUGGGGUGAUCCACAUUAUUCGGUUUAUGAUCGAUUGCUGAAUACUCUUGCCUGUGUGGUGGCUUUGAGAUCAUGGAGUAUGCAUUUUGACAAGAUUGAACUAGGAAUACGGUUUCUCAACGAGGUGUCAAUGGAACUUGAAACCGCACAUCUUGACAGCUUGACUUCUGGGUUUGAGAUCAUAUUUCCUCCACUCCUACAAAGAGCACGAAAUUUGGGCAUUGAAAUACCAGAUCUCGACGGUCCAUUUCUGAAAGCGCUCAUAGCUCUUAGAGAUCAAAAGUUUGCAAGGAUUUCCAAGGACAUCCUGCAUGAGGUGCCAACAGCAUUACUUUUCAGUUUGGAAGGAAUCGACGGCCCAUUGCAAUGGGACAAGCUAUUGAAACUAACAACAGAAGACGUGUGUUUCUUAACAUCUCCCUCCGCCACGGCAUUUGCAUUUAUGCAAACUGGCGAUGAUAAAUGCCUAAAGUACCUUCAAAACAUCGUCACCAAAUUCGAUGGUGGAGUACCCACAAUUUAUCCGUUCGAUCUCUAUGCAAGACUUUGGGCAGUUGACCGUCUCCAACGCCUUGGAAUUUCUCAUGUUUUCGAAGAACAAAUAGACGAGUGCUUGAAUUACGUCCACAGAUAUUGGACGCCAAAUGGAGUAUUCAGUGCACGAAAUUCUACAAUUUCUGAUUUGGAUGACACUGCGAUGGGUUUUAGGCUUCUAAGGUUACAUGGCUUCAACGUUAGUCCUGAUGUUUUUAAGCAUUUCAAGUCAAACGACAAUAAGUUUUAUUGCUUUGGUGCUGAACUAAAUGCUUCUCCAACGACAUUAUUGAAUCUCUAUAAGGCUUCUCAAGUGAGGUUUCCUGGAGAACGUAUCCUUGAAGAAGCCCAAAACUUUUCCUACCACUUUCUGAAGGAAAAGUUAUUACAAAAUGAAAUUGUGGAUAAGUGGGUUAUAUCCAAGGAUAUUGCAGGAGAGUUGAAGUUCGGAGUUGAAAUUCCAUGGUAUGCAUGUUUGCCAAGGGUUGAGGCAAGGUUCUACAUUGAACAAUAUAGCGGCGAAGAUGACGUCUGGAUUGCUAAAACAUUAUACAGGGCACCCGAAAUUAGCAACAAUCACUAUCUGGAGGUUGCAAAACUGGAGUUUAAUGAAUGUCAGAUUCAACAUCAAGUUGACUGGACCAAUAUGCUCAAGUGGUGGAAUGAGUUCAAGCUUGAAGAGUAUGGAUUAAGCAGAGAGAAUCUUCUUGUCACUUUCUUUUUAGCAUCUGCAAGUAUAUUUGAACCAGAAAGGUCAAUCGAGCGAUAUGCAUGGGCUAAAUCUUGGGCAAUUAUUCAACUACUUAAAGUUUACUUCAACAACGUCGCCGUAUCUGGGGACAAAAGAGGCACAUUUCUGUCGGCAUUCAAAGGCGAUGCCAACCUUGACGGAUUAGAUGAGAUGGGAAAGGGGCUUCAGUGGAUAAUACUAGAAUUCAUUUAUCAACUAUCCAUUGAUGCAUUUCAGACGUUGAAAAGGGAUAUACGUCGACAGUUGACCAAUUUGUGGGAAAAGUGGCUGGCAGAGACCAUAGAUACAUUGCAAAGCGGACAUUUACCAAAUGAAGGUGCUUUUUUAGCAAAUAUAAUAAACAUUUGCGCAGGAAAUUAUGCGAGGAUGUCAAAUGAUCAGUUGUCAUCCCAAGAGGAGGCUUUCGAGCUUUUCUCUCAACUCACAAACAAUGUUUGUCUUCAACUAAGCCAACACAACGAAAACGAGGGAACUAAAAAUGGAAAGCCAAAGAGCAAGAUGGGCCCCAGGAUCAAUUCCGAGGAGAUUGAUAAAAGCAUGCAACUCCUAUUGCAAUUAGUUGUUCGACCUGAGUCGUCGGAUCACGUCGUUAAUCACAAUGUCAAGCAAACGUUUCUGACGGUUGCCAAAGCUUUCUACUACAGUGCCUUUUGUGACAAGGAAACCAUUAACAUUCACAUUGCUAAAGUACUCUUCGAACCACUAUUGUAAUUCUAGUUUUUCAUUUUUCUUACAAAAAUUAUUACCCACAGAGUAAUAGUCACUUUUAGAUUGUAGUGUAUUUCCUUUAGCAACUAUCAAAAGGUUUGUUAAUUAAUGUUUUCUUCAUAUCUAAAGCGCAGCAGACACGUCACACGUUUAAUCUAGUUCGUAAUUUGUAUACCUUCUUAUCAGUGUCGUCGAAAUAAGGAU
Messenger RNA from Oldenlandia corymbosa var. corymbosa, 2979 nucleotides. The record is from the annotation of a GenBank genome assembly. NCBI's taxonomy places the organism in Eukaryota, Viridiplantae, Streptophyta, Magnoliopsida, Gentianales, Rubiaceae.